UGGAAUCAACAUGGCGAGGAAAUUACUCCAUCUCUCAUUGCAAGCCUUCCAGACAUAUCUAUCUGAGAGACCCUCCCAAGACAGAAACAUACAAACAGCGACAUAGCCCAUUGGCAAGACCUUUGGUCCCAAGUCGUCAUCAUCGUCAUAGUCAUCAAUCUCAGACUCAGAUCCAAUUCCAACCAACAAGCUAAGCUAAGCAGCCAAACUCAAAGCCCUUGUCUUGUUUUCCUGUGAACCCUGUGAAUGAACAGGGUUCUGGGGCCUGACAGAAUUGGUGAAUUAUCUUAUGAGGUUGUCGGAUUGAUGUAUGAUUUAGCGAACUACGUUGUGGGUUGCUUUGCCUUGCUUAUUGAACGUACUGUUGGAGGCUCCGGUCUGAACCCAUGUCUGGGAAUCUAGCUGCACUCGUGGUUCGUGGGUUCGCGGGUUGCGCUUUCUUAAUUGCAGCAUCAUCUUGGAGAUAAAAAAAGAAAGAGAAAAUGAGGAUCAAGAACAAAUACAGGAAACCAACCACUUUCAAUUGCAAUGCAGGGGGCAGAUGUUCAACGUCUGCUGUGGUAUGGAGCUUGGUGGGAUGUGUUCUUAUGCUUCAUCUAUACUCCCUUGCUCGCCACAAAGAUGGGGUGGGUGGAGAGAUCCAAUUGCGCAUGAGCCAACACCCACAAUUCCGUGAACUCUUAGAGGUUGAAGAAGAAAAUAUUCGGAUGCCACCACCAAGAAAGAGAUCUCCACGUGCAGCAAAAAGAAAACCUAAACGGCCAACCACACUGAUUGACGAAUUUCUGGAUGAGAAUUCCCAACUUAGAAGUACAUUCUUUCCAGAUCAGAGAACUGCUAUAGAUCCAAUGAAGGACGUGGGGAAUGAUAGCUUUUACUAUUAUCCAGGGAGAAUGUGGUUGGACACUGAUGGAAAUCCUAUUCAAGCCCAUGGAGGGGGUAUUCUGUAUGAUCAAAAAUCAAGGACAUACUAUUGGUAUGGAGAGUAUAAAGAUGGGCCUACCUACCAUGCUCACAAAAAAGCAGCGGCAAGGGUUGACAUCAUAGGAGUUGGUUGCUAUUCUUCCAAGGACUUGCGGACAUGGAAAAAUGAGGGCAUUGUGCUGGCAGCAGAGGAAUCAAAUGAAACCCACGAUCUCCACAAAUCAAACGUUCUUGAGAGGCCAAAAGUGAUUUACAACGACAAGACAGAACAGUAUGUAAUGUGGAUGCAUAUUGACGAUACCAAUUACACCAAAGCCUCCGUAGGUGUUGCCGUUAGUGAUUACCCCACUGGUCCUUUUAAUUAUCUCCAUAGCAAAAGGCCUCAUGGAUUUGAAAGCAGGGACAUGACUAUCUUUAAAGAUGAUGAUGGUGUAGCGUAUCUGAUAUACUCCUCCGAUGACAAUAGUGAACUUCAUAUCGGACCACUAACUGAAGAUUAUCUUGAUGUGACACAGUUCAUGAGAAGGAUUCUUGUUGGACACCACCGGGAAGCCCCUGCUUUGUUCAAGCACCAGAGAACUUAUUACAUGAUCACAUCAGGCUGCACUGGUUGGGCCCCAAAUGAGGCACUAGCUCAUGCGGCUGACUCAAUCAUGGGGCCGUGGGAGACGAUGGGAAAUCCAUGCGUCGGAGGGAGCAAAAUGUUUCGACUUACAACGUUUUUUGCUCAGAGCACAUUUGUGAUUCCUCUGCCAGGUUUUUCAGGCUUGUAUAUUUUCAUGGCAGAUAGGUGGAAUCCAGCUGACUUGAAGGACUCAAGAUACGUGUGGUUGCCUUUGAUAGUUGGGGGACCAGCUGAUCGCCCACUUGAGUAUAAUUUCGGAUUCCCUUUGUGGUCAAGACUCUCAAUAUAUUGGCAUAGAAAGUGGAGACUUCCUCAGGGGUGGAGUGGGUUGAAGUGAUGCAGUUUUUCAUAUAUUUGAUGGUUCUUUGGUCACUCUUUCACUUGCUUAACAUUGUUGUCUUGGGAUUUGCAUAUUUCACAGCAUGAGGACUUAGAUACAGAAUGUUCAGUUUCAAACACGCCCAGUGAAGUUACACACCCCUUGGUCCCCUUUGUUUAGGUAAUGUUAAUAUUAGCUCUGAGGCAGGAUGUAUUUUUCCCAGAUUGUCCCCUUUUUUUUUUUUUCAAUUGAAAUUUUGCUAAUAAUUAAUUCAGUAAUUCAAGCAUUGUCGAUCAA
Alnus glutinosa is the source of this 2165-nucleotide messenger RNA. RefSeq lists its product as uncharacterized. Gene Ontology annotation, biological process: carbohydrate metabolic process. The transcript is spliced from 3 exons. The record is from RefSeq and is a predicted model, not a curated record. Lineage: Eukaryota; Viridiplantae; Streptophyta; Magnoliopsida; Fagales; Betulaceae. Gene Ontology annotation, molecular function: hydrolase activity, hydrolyzing O-glycosyl compounds. Bases 483 to 1886 code for a protein of 467 amino acids.